AAAAAAUCUUAAAAUUUGUAUCAUCCUACUUCCUACAUGUGAAUUGUGAUACUCUCCCACGGCACCGAACUAGUUUAGCUACCAAACGAGCCUUAAAAUGGUUAGUCUGCGAUGAGCUGAGUUGGCCUUUACUCGUUAUUACUACUCCAUCAAGACUCAAUACUACUGCACAGUUUGCACCUUCAAAUGGAGGAGUUCGGAAACGAAACGCGGGAGACUCACGACUGCCUAGUCAAUCUGAGGCGGAGCCCGGUGAGGCGUAAGGAGAAGGUAGUGAUAGGCUGUGGAGCUGGUUUCGCCGGAGACCGGCCUGCUGCAGCUGUGAAAUUGCUUCAGAGAGUGAACGAAUUGGACUAUUUGGUACUCGAAUGCCUGGCGGAACGCACGCUUGCUGAGCGAUACAGAGACGCAAAGUCCGGCGGCUCGGGCUACGAUCCUCGCAUUUCAGAGUGGAUGCGGUUGCUUUUACCUCCGGCCGUGGAGAGCGGUGUUCGCAUUAUUACCAAUAUGGGUGCUAAGUCUCCAUAUGGUGCUCAAGAAGAGGUUUUACGAAUUGCAAGCGAGCUGGGGAUUAGCGUAAGAGUUGGCCUGGCUUAUCAAUCAUCUGUUUCAGAGAAAGGAGUGGACAAUCAACCGAAGCUUGUUGAUGGUGAUGUUAGUGUUUAUCUAGGAGCAGCCCCGAUUGUGGAAUGCCUGGAGAGGUACGCACCUGACGUUCUAAUAACUUCACGGGUUGCCGAUGCUUCUUUGUUCUUAGGUCCAAUGGUAUUUGAAUUAGGAUGGAACUGGGAUGAGUUUUGGCAUCUUGCACAAGGUUCUCUGGCAGGUCACCUUCUGGAAUGUGGUUGUCAACUCACAGGGGGGUAUUAUAUGCAUCCAGGUGAUAAACAUCGGAACAUGUCUUUUCAAGAUCUCCUUCAAAUAUCUCUUCCGUAUGCACAGGUUACUUUUGAUGGCACAGUAAGUGUAGCAAAGGCAGAAGGUACUAGAGGGGUUCUCAAUUGUAGCACUUGUGCUGAACAACUUCUUUAUGAAGUUGGGGAUCCUAGUUCAUACAUAACCCCUGAUGUGAUUGUAGAUUUUCAAGAUGUUACGUUUCAAUCAUUAUCAGACGACAAGGUUCUCUGCUCUGGAGCCAAGCCUUCCACUGAAUGUCGACCUGAAAAACUGUUGCUGCUAAAAUCAAAGGAUGUUGGAUGGAAAGGCUGGGGAGAAAUCUCUUAUGGUGGUUAUGGAUGCGUACUACGAGCUAAAGCUGCUGAGUUUUUAGUAAGGGCAUGGAUGGAAGAAUCAUAUCCUGGUAUAAGCACCAAUAUAUUUUCCUACAUAAUUGGUCGGGAUAGCCUUAAAGCAACUAGCACCGAGGAUAUAUCAUCAAAGCCUUGUGAAGAUAUUAGAUUACGAAUGGAUGGCUUGUUUGAGAAAGAGGAGCAUGCAAUCCAGUUCACAAAGGAAUUCAUAGCUUUAUACACCAAUGGCCCUGCUGGUGGUGGUGGCAUCAGCACUGGAAGCAAGAAAGAGAAUUUUCUGGAAAAGCAAUUGGUGGGACGUGAAAACGUUCAUUGGCAAAUUUCUGUAGCCCAAAACAACAUCAUAGUUAGCUCAACUGAUCAUAGUCCCAGGCGUGCCGUUGCAGAGCAGAAACUCGCUGUGCGUGCAACUAUACACUACGAUUCGAGCAAAGAUCCAACAACCACAAGAAGUCAGCUCUGUGCUGCUCCGGCUGGCCAAAAGAUCCCCCUUUACGACGUAGCUCACAGCAGGGUCGGGGACAAAGGCAACGACCUCAACUUCUCCCUGAUCCCACAUUACCCCCCGGAUAUCGAGAGGCUUAAGAUGAUUGUAACGCCAGGGUGGGUGAAGGAAGUUGUGUCACCCCUCCUGAAUCCCUCAUCCUUCCCUGAUCCAGACGACCUAGAAAGAAGAGACGAGUGGAUCGAGCAACACGUUAAGGUCGAGAUCUACGAGGCUAGAGGGAUUCACUCGUUGAACGUUGUUGUCCGCAACAUUCUGGAUGGAGGAGUGAACUGCUCGAGGAGAAUCGACAGGCAUGGCAAGACGAUAUCGGAUUUGGUAUUAUGCCAGCAAGUUGUGCUGCCACCAUGAUGUUCAUAUAUAUGCAGGUGGUAUGGUAAUGGAAUGAGAUGAGCUACACUUCUACCCUUGCAAUAAUCUUUCUAAAACUACAGUCUACAGAAUUAGUUUAUGUGUGGAUAAUCCCAAGGGGACACCAAGCGGUGCAACUUCCUGUGUGUGAACAGUAAGGUUUCGGGUUCAAACUCUUAAUUAAUCGAGACUUUCCAAUUUUAAAAAAGAAAAAGAAAAAAGAAACUGAAACAUUCCAAA
Salvia miltiorrhiza (redroot sage) is the source of this 2346-nucleotide messenger RNA. RefSeq lists its product as uncharacterized. The coding region runs from base 187 to 2106 and encodes 639 amino acids. The record is from RefSeq and is a predicted model, not a curated record. The transcript is spliced from 13 exons. Lineage: Eukaryota; Viridiplantae; Streptophyta; Magnoliopsida; Lamiales; Lamiaceae.